CCGCCGCAGUCCCGGCGCCGUAGCCGGACGUGGGGUCCAGGGGGCGCUGUGGCCCAGCUGCGCGGGCGGCAGGAGAGGCCACCCGACGCUGGAGGCUUCGCCGAGGAUCUCCGCCUGCAGCACCUCGGUCGUCCCGCCGCAGCCCUGCGCCCCUAGCCCUGCUCAGCGGCGCCCCUCCGGGAUCCGCGUGGCUGCGGCGGCCCAGGAGCUGAUGCGGCUGGGUGGGCGCUGGGCCUCAGCAGGAGCAGCCGCCGCAGCCGCAGCCGCAGCCGCAGCGACCACAGCUCCUACAGGAGUGGGAGGCUUCGCGGCGGCGCCUGGGGCCGCGCCGGUGCCCUCCAGAGGAGGCUUUCGGCUUAGGGACGACCCCCUCGGCCAUGCUGAAGCGGAGACGGCCGCUGCUAGAGGAUCAAGCAGAACAUACUGAAUCAGCAGGACUGACUGGUGGUGCAGCAAGCAUCAUGAGUAAGCACAGAGAGGUCUGUUCCUUAUCACAUGUGUAAGGAGGAAAAGAUUUAAACAAGUCUCUUAAGUGGUGUUUCCUCACCGAUGGAGAAUUACUUCCAAGCAGAAGCUUACAACCUGGACAAAGUGUUAGAUGAAUUUGAACAAAAUGAAGAUGAAACAGUUUCUCCUACUUUAUUGGAUACAAAGUGGAAUAAGAUUCUAGAUCCCCCUUCUCACCGACUACCAUUUAACUCUGCACUGGCCAGUGUGAAUGAACCUGCAGUUUCUAAUGAGUCACAGCCACAGCUGAAAGUCUUCUCCCUAGCUCAUUCAGCUCCCCCGACCACAGAAGGAGAGGAUCAUUGUGCUAAUGGACAGGACUGUAAUCUAAAUCCAGAGAUUGCCACAAUGUGGAUUGAUGAAAAUGCUGUUGCAGAAGAUCAGUUAAUUAAGAGAAGCUAUAAUCAGGAUGAUCAAUGCAGUGCCGUUGAAGUGGAAGAGAAGAAAUGUGGAAACCUGGCUUGUCUGCCAGAUGAGAAGAAUGUUCUUGUUGUAGCUGUCAUGCAUAAUUGUGAUAAAAGGACAUUACAAAGCGAUUUGCAGGAUUGUAAUAAUUAUAAUAGUCAAUCCCUUAUGGAUGCUUUUAGUUGUUCACUGGAUAAUGAAAACAGACAAACUGAUCAAUUUAGUUUUAGUUUAAGUGGGUCCACUGAAAAAGAUAUGAACUCAGAGAAACAAAUGGAUCCAUUGAAUAGACCAAAAACAGAGGGGGAUUCUGUUAACCAUCUAUGUACUACUUCAUCUGAUAGUCUAACCAAUGUCUGUUCCCCCUCACAAUUAAAGGGUGAUGAAAAUAUAAGUAGAGACCCCUCCAUAUCUGCAACUACAGGUUUUACAGUUGAUUCAGUAAUCUCAUCCCAGGGAACAGAUGGAGGUCCUGCUAUUAAAAAGCAAGAGAACUAUAUACCAGAUGAGGACCUCACUGGCAAAAACAGUCUUUCUAGGACCGAUCUAGGGAGUCCAAACACCUCUUCCCACUUGAAUGAGGGGAUCUUGACAAAAAAAGAGUUAGCAGAGGAGAGAACAACUGAAGAAUCCCUCCGGUCUGGUUUACCUUUGCCUCACAAACCAGAUAUGCCUAAUGGGUCUGAAAGGGAUAGUAACUGUGAACAGUUUUCAGAUUGCCUUGUGUCUAGUGACGUUAGGUCUGAUGACAAUGAAGGUUAUGAACAUGAACUUGUUGGCACUACAGAAUUUCUUAAUAUGACAGAGCAUUUCUCUGAAUCUCAGGAGAUGACUAAUUGGAAAUUAACUAAAUUAAAUGAGAUGAAUGAUAGGCAAGUAAAUGAAGAAAAGGAAAAGCUUCUACAGAUUAGUCAGCCUGAGGACACUUACGGUGAUGGUGGAGGAGAGAGUGUUGGAGUGGCAGACGCAGGUCUAGAUUUAAAAGGACCUUGCAUGAAUGAAAGUGAAGAAUGUGAUUUCUCCACUGUUGUAGAUACACCAGAAGCAAAUUCUCUAUCUAAUGGUUGUGAUUCCUAUGGAAUGCAGAGCCCAGUUGUUUCUAUUGUUCCAAAGACUUUACCCUCUAAAGAAGAUUCAGUAACAGAAGAGAAAGAAAUAGAGGAGAGCAAGUCAGAAUGCUACUCAAAUAUUUAUGAACAGAGAGGAAAUGAGGCCACAGAAGGGAGUGGACUACUUUUAAACAGCACUGGUGACCUAAUGAAGAAAAAUUAUUUACAUAAUUUCUGUAGUCAAGUUCCAUCAGUGCGUGGGCAAUCUUCCCCCAAGGUAGUAGCAAACCUGCAAUCUAUCAGUGUUCCUUUUGGUGGUGCAAGACCCAAGCAACCUUCUAAUCUUAAACUUCAAAUUCCAAAGCCAUUAUCAGACCAUUUACAAAAUGACGUUCCUGCGAACAGUGGAAAUAAUAUUAAAAACAAAAAUGAUACUCUUGGGAAAGCAAAAUUAGGGGAAAACUCAGCAACUAACGUAUGCAAUGCAUCUUUAGGAAACAUCUCUGUUGCUGAUACAAAUGGAGAACAUUUGGAAAGUUAUGAAGCUGAAAUCUCCAGUAGAUCGUGCCUUGCAUUAGCUCCAGAUAGCCCAGAUAAUGAUCUCAGAGCUGGCCAGUUUGGAAUUUCUGCCAGAAAGCCAUUUACCACUCUUGGUGAGGUGGCUCCAGUUUGGGUACCGGAUUCUCAGGCUCCAAAUUGCAUGAAAUGUGAAGCCAGGUUUACAUUCACCAAAAGGAGGCAUCAUUGCAGAGCAUGUGGGAAGGUUUUUUGUGCUUCCUGCUGUAGCCUCAAAUGUAAAUUGUUAUACAUGGACAGAAAGGAAGCUAGAGUGUGUGUAAUUUGCCAUUCAGUGCUAAUGAAUGCUCAAGCCUGGGAGAACAUGAUGAGUGCCUCAAGCCAGAGCCCUAACCCUAACAAUCCUGCUGAAUACUGUUCUACUAUCCCUCCCUUGCAGCAAGCUCAGGCCUCAGGAGCCCUGAGCUCUCCACCUCCCACUGUGAUGGUACCUGUGGGAGUUUUAAAGCACCCUGGAGCAGAAGUGGUUCAGCCCAGAGAGCAGAGGAGAGUGUGGUUUGCUGAUGGUAUAUUGCCCAAUGGAGAAGUUGCUGAUGCAGCCAAAUUAACAAUGAAUGGAACUCCCUCUGCAGGAACCCUGGCUGUGUCACAUGACCCAGUCAAGCCAGUAACUACCAGUCCUGUAUCAGCAGAGGUGGAUAUUUCUCUCUUCUCUGGGGGUAUAACUCAGGUUGGAAGUCCUGUUGGAAGUGCAAUGAACCUUAUUCCUGAAGAUGGCCUUCCUCCCAUUCUCAUCUCCACUGGUGUAAAAGGAGACUAUGCUGUGGAAGAGAAACCAUCACAGAUUUCAGUAAUGCAGCAAUUAGAGGAUGGUGGCCCUGACCCACUUGUAUUUGUUUUAAAUGCAAAUUUAUUGUCAAUGGUUAAAAUUGUAAAUUAUGUGAACAGGAAGUGCUGGUGUUUCACAACCAAAGGAAUGCAUGCAGUGGGUCAGUCCGAGAUAGUCAUUCUUCUACAGUGUCUACCGGAUGAAAAGUGUUUGCCAAAAGAUAUCUUUAAUCACUUUGUGCAGCUUUAUCGCGAUGCUCUGGCAGGGAAUGUUGUGGGCAAUUUGGGACAUUCCUUCUUCAGUCAAAGUUUUCUUGGCAGUAAAGAACAUGGUGGAUUCUUAUAUGUGACAUCUACCUACCAGUCACUUCAAGACCUAGUACUCCCAACCCCACCUUACCUAUUUGGGAUUCUCAUCCAGAAAUGGGAAACUCCUUGGGCUAAGGUGUUUCCCAUCCGACUAAUGUUGAGACUUGGAGCUGAAUAUCGACUUUAUCCGUGCCCACUGUUCAGUGUCAGAUUUCGGAAGCCAUUGUUUGGAGAGACGGGGCAUACCAUCAUGAAUCUUCUUGCAGACUUCAGAAAUUACCAGUAUACCUUGCCAGUAGUGCAAGGUUUGGUGGUUGAUAUGGAAGUUCGGAAAACCAGCAUCAAAAUUCCCAGCAACAGAUACAAUGAGAUGAUGAAAGCCAUGAACAAGUCCAAUGAGCAUGUCCUGGCAGGAGGUGCCUGCUUCAAUGAAAAGGCAGACUCUCAUCUUGUGUGUGUACAGAAUGAUGAUGGAAACUAUCAGACCCAGGCUAUCAGUAUUCACAAUCAGCCCAGAAAAGUGACUGGUGCCAGUUUCUUUGUGUUCAGUGGCGCUCUGAAAUCCUCUUCAGGAUACCUUGCCAAGUCCAGUAUUGUGGAAGAUGGCGUUAUGGUCCAGAUCACUGCAGAGAACAUGGAUUCCUUGAGGCAGGCCCUGCGAGAGAUGAAGGACUUCACCAUCACCUGUGGGAAAGCGGAUGCGGAGGAUCCCCAGGAGCACAUCCACAUCCAGUGGGUGGAUGACGACAAGAACGUUAACAAAGGUGUCAUAAGUCCUAUAGAUGGGAAAUCCAUGGAGUCUAUAACAAAUGUGAAGAUAUUCCAUGGAUCAGAAUAUAAAGCAAAUGGAAAAGUCAUCAGAUGGACAGAGGUAUUUUUCCUAGAAAACGAUGACCAGCACAAUUGCCUCAGUGAUCCUGCAGAUCAUAGCAGAUUGACCGAGCAUGUUGCCAAGGCUUUUUGCCUUGCUCUCUGUCCCCACCUGAAACUUCUGAAGGAAGAUGGAAUGACUAAACUGGGACUACGUGUGACACUUGACUCAGAUCAGGUUGGCUAUCAAGCAGGGAGCAACGGCCAGCCCCUUCCCUCGCAGUACAUGAAUGAUCUGGACAGCGCUUUGGUGCCGGUGAUCCAUGGAGGGGCCUGCCAGCUCAGUGAGGGCCCCAUUGUCAUGGAACUCAUCUUUUAUAUUCUGGAAAACAUUGCAUAGACAGAGAAGACAUCAUUUUUUUCUGUUCAGACCUGUUGCAACAGCAGUCAUACCCAAAUCAUUUGCACUUUAAAACUGGAAGAUUAAGCUUUUGUUAACACUAUUAAUGGGGAAGUGGGUGGAGUAGGGUGGGAGUAGGGGUUUGGGAGACAGGGGUGGGAAAGGGAGGUUAGGGGGACAGUUGUUCCAUAAUUCUAAAUCUUCUAUGCAUUUUCCACCAAGAAGAUCUGGGCAGCUUCUGUUACUGCACAACAGUUAUGCUAUCCUUGCAGCUAAUCCUCUUCUGUAACUGGUUAGACAAGAAUUCUGCUCUUCUCUUUUAAGAUUUACUUAUUUAUGGUCAUGUGCUCAGAAAUGCUCAAAUGGGUACAACCAUCACCAGGGGUGGGGUGGGAGGGCAGAGGGGAAAUAAAAAAUGAAGCAUUAGUUCUUGCACUCUUUGUACAGAAUUGAUAUAAAAAGAAUUCCACAC
Microcebus murinus (gray mouse lemur) is the source of this 5296-nucleotide messenger RNA. RefSeq names its product zinc finger FYVE-type containing 9 (gene ZFYVE9). Gene Ontology annotation, biological process: transforming growth factor beta receptor signaling pathway; endosomal transport. NCBI's taxonomy places the organism in Eukaryota, Metazoa, Chordata, Mammalia, Primates, Cheirogaleidae. Gene Ontology annotation, cellular component: early endosome membrane. The record is from RefSeq and is a predicted model, not a curated record. Gene Ontology annotation, molecular function: metal ion binding.